AUGACUCCUAUUGCGAAUGAGGCAGCAUCGCCUGUCCCAGAUGACAGUAUCCGUGAGGAGAAUACUACAGAACAACCGGGACAAGGAAUGGAAAAUGCGGAAACACCGGAAGACUUCGAAUUGAGACCGCUAGAUGCAUCUGCUGGACCAACAGUCCGGUCUGUAACAGGCUCACAGAAAGCCCGAAGCAACCUGAAAGUCGCAGCGAUCAUGCUGGCCCUCUCGCUGGGUUUGUUCCUCUCAGCUCUGGACCAAACCAUCGUGGCCACCGCGACACCCACAAUCUCUGCAGAAUUGCACUCCGGAUCGGGUUAUGUCUGGAUUGGAGGAGCCUAUCUUCUCGCCAAUGCGGCCAGUUCCAAUAUCUGGGCGAAUCUGUCCGACAUCUGGGGACGAAAACCGAUUCUUUUGUCGGCCGUUGCCCUGUUCUUCUUGUCGUCCAUUGUCUGUGGCUGGGCGAUUGACAUGCCCAUGUUGAUUGCUGGUCGUGGUGUACAGGGAAUUGCGGGUGGGGGUCUCCUACAGCUGACUACCAUUGUCAUCUCAGACCUCUUUAGCGUCAGACACCGCAGCCUGUUCCUCGGGCUUAUCGAAUUCAUCUGGGCUAUUGCGGGAGCCAUUGGGCCCCUCGUGGGUGGUUCCCUCACACAAUCCGUCACCUGGAGAUGGAUCUUCUGGAUCAACCUACCGACCAGUGGCGUCGCAUUCGUCCUCAUGUUCUUCUUCCUGGACGUACAUAACCCCGAAACUUCCGUUCUGGAUGGGAUCAAGGCGGUGGACUGGUAUGGUAGCCUAUCUAUACUCGGGCUGACGAUAAUGCUUCUUCUUGGACUGGACUUUGGAGGAGCUACAUUCCCCUGGGACUCCGCCAAAGUGAUCUGUCUGAUCAUCUUCGGAUGUCUGAUGUCGCUCGUCUUUAUCUUUUGCGAAAAACGGCUGGCUAAGUAUCCACUGAUGCCGAUGGGUAUUUUCCGAGGCUGGUCCAACAUCGGCUGUUUUCUGGUGGGCUUCACCCAUGGCUUUGCUUUCCUCGGGGCGGAAUACUACCUCCCCCUCUACUUCCAGUCAGCCAAGGCAGCCAGUCCGUUCCAUUCCGGUCUCUUGAUUCUGCCGUAUGUCCUCUCGGAAGCCGGGCUCAGUCUCCUGGCCGGAGUCUUCAUCCACCGCACCGGUCGUUAUCUGGAGGUGAUCUGGAUCGGCACGGCCCUGGUUGUCUGUGGAUUUGGGCUGUUUAUCAACUACGAUGCUACGUCUACGACCGGCAAGAUAAUCGGGUACCAAAUAGUGGCAGGAAUGGGAUGUGGGCUGUUGUUCUUCCCUCCGCUGUUGGCGCUCCAGAACAACGUCCCCCAGAGUGAGACGGCCACCGCAACGGCUACGUUCUGCUUCAUCCGCAACGUCGCAAUGGCCAUGUCAGUCGUCAUUGGUGGUGUCAUCUUCCAGAACAGUAUGGACGUGCAGCAGCCCAAGCUGAUUUCGGCGGGUCUCUCGUCCUCGACAACCGAGGAGCUUGCCGGCGCGGAAGCCGCAGCCAACGUGGGGAUCGUCAACACCCUUGCAGACGCCAACCAGCGGCGUGUAGUGGAGGAUGCCUACGCCUGGAGUAUGCGCAACAUCUGGAUUCUGUAUACUUGUCUGGCGGCAUGCGGGUUCAUUGCCAGUUGGUUCAUCACGCGGCAACAACUGCGGAAGGAACAUGUUGAGACGCAGACGGGGCUCAAGGAGAAACCGCCUGUGUCGUAUUCGGAGGAAAGCGGCGUUGGGGUGGUAUAA
Messenger RNA from Aspergillus terreus NIH2624, 1773 nucleotides. Its product is annotated as MDR family MFS transporter. NCBI's taxonomy places the organism in Eukaryota, Fungi, Ascomycota, Eurotiomycetes, Eurotiales, Aspergillaceae. Gene Ontology annotation, molecular function: transmembrane transporter activity. Gene Ontology annotation, biological process: transmembrane transport. The coding region runs from base 1 to 1773 and encodes 590 amino acids. The transcript has 3 exons. The record is from RefSeq and is a predicted model, not a curated record.